This is a messenger RNA of Plasmodium adleri (nom. inval.), 1338 nucleotides long. Its product is annotated as lipoamide acyltransferase component of branched-chain alpha-keto acid dehydrogenase complex. The coding region runs from base 1 to 1338 and encodes 445 amino acids. The record is from RefSeq and is a predicted model, not a curated record. Lineage: Eukaryota; Apicomplexa; Aconoidasida; Haemosporida; Plasmodiidae. Gene Ontology annotation, cellular component: cytoplasm; mitochondrion. Gene Ontology annotation, molecular function: acetyltransferase activity; lipoic acid binding. The transcript has a single exon.
AUGUUUGUGAAGAAUGUGCUAAACGUACUUAGGAGGGUUCAUACAAAGCCAUUUAAAGGGCGCCAUUACAUUAACACUAGUACAAUACAUUUUAAGAUAGUGAAAUGCAAAUUAUAUGAUAUAGGGGAAGGAAUUUCUGAAGUUGAAAUUACAAAGUGGAAUAAGAAUGAAGGGGAUCAUGUAAGUGAAAUGGAAAGUUUAUUGACUGUACAAAGUGAUAAAGCUGCUGUUGAUAUAACUAGUAAAUAUAAUGGUGUAUUGGUAAAAAAAUAUUUAAAUGAAAAUGAUAUGUUGAAAGUUGGAUCGUAUUUUUGUGAGAUAGAUACAGAUGAUGAUAUUAUUGAAACAAAUGAAGAAGGAGUAGAAAAAGAAGAAAAUAAUAAAAGAGAAGAACAUGAUGAAAGUUCUUUAAGUUUAAAUGAUGAUAGUAAUACUAAUGAUAAUAUUAAAGCAUCUCCAGGUGUUAAAAGAAAAGCAAAAGAAUAUAAAGUAAAUUUAAAUAAUGUUGGUGAUUAUUUUAAUAAAGUGAAUAUAACCUUAGAAGAUUUGGAAUUAUAUUAUAAUAAUGUUGUUAAAAAUGAAUAUUAUGAUAAUAAAGAUAUGGAUGUUAUUGAUGAAGUAUCAUUAAAAGGUAUAAAAUUAGCUAUGUGUAAAAGUAUGAAUGAAUCUUUACAAAUACCAUUAUUUCAUUUAAAUGAAAUGUGUAUCAUAAAUAAUUUAAUAAAAAUGAGAAAAGAAUAUAAAGAAGAACAAAAAAAUAUACUAACAAAAGAAACUAAUAUAACUAUUACAUGUAUACUUAUAAAAUUAAUAUCUAAUGUUUUAAAAGAAUUCCCAAUUUUAAAUUCCAAAUUUAAUUUUAAAACUAAUACUUAUACUAUGUAUAAAAAUCAUAAUAUCUCUAUAGCUGUUGAUACUCCUCAUGGAUUAUUAGUACCAAAUAUUAAAAAUGUUCAGAAUAAAAAUAUUUUAGAUAUUCAAAAAGAUUUAUUAUUAUUACGUGAUAAAGCAAAUAACAUGCAACUUAGUAAAAAUGAUAUUACUAAUGGUACAAUAACUAUUAGUAAUUUUGGAGCCAUAUCAGGAACAUUUGCUACUCCUAUAGUAUUUGAUAAUCAAGCAUGUAUAAUAGGUAUAGGCAAAAUGGAAAAAAAAUUGCUUUUAAAAGAUCAAGCGAGUGACUUAAAUUCUUUAAAUGAUAUAUUAGUUGCUGAUACUAUUAACUUUACUUUUGGAGCUGACCACAGGUAUAUAGAUGGAGCAACCUUAGCUCAGUUUUCUAAAAUGUUAAAAAGGAAUAUUGAAAAUUGUGAUUCCCUAGGACCACUAUUGGAAUAA